GUUUCCCAUCUGCCCCACCCGUUGGGAGAGCCGCUCUAGGAGACUGCUCGUUUCUCUUGGGCGUUUCCCUGGCUCCGUUGCACGUGCAUCUUUUGUUCUAUGGCGUCCGCCUCGGCUCAAGCUGCAGCGUUGAGUGCCGAGCAGGCCAAGGUGGUUCUGGCCGAGGUGAUCCAGGCGUUCUCGGCCCCGGAGAACGCCGUGCGCAUGGACGAGGCUCGGGACAACGCGUGCAACGACAUGGGCAAGAUGUUGCAAUUCGUGCUGCCCGUUGCCACGCAGAUUCAGCAGGAGGUUAUCAAAGCUUAUGGCUUCAGCUGCGACGGGGAAGGUGUCCUUAAGUUUGCCCGCUUGGUCAAGUCUUACGAGGCCCAGGAUCCCGAGAUUGCCAGCCUGUCGGGCAAGCUGAAGGCGCUGUUCCUGCCGCCCAUGACCCUGCCGCCCCACGGGCCUGCUUCGGGUGGCAGUGUGGCCGCCUCCUGAGGGUUGGCCCUCCCGUGGCACUGCUGGGGAAGGGAAGACCUUGGUGUUCCGGAGGAUAUAAAUGUGCCUAUGACUUA
Molecule: messenger RNA, 557 nt
Organism: Eubalaena glacialis (North Atlantic right whale)
Lineage: Eukaryota; Metazoa; Chordata; Mammalia; Artiodactyla; Balaenidae
Gene: C11H12orf57
Product: chromosome 11 C12orf57 homolog
Exons: 3
Coding region: 100-480 (126 amino acids)
Biological process (GO): post-embryonic development
Source: RefSeq, a predicted model, not a curated record